GGAAUGCAAUAGCCUGAUUGUCCCAGAGACCAGCUCUGGGCUGAGCACAGUGUGAAUGGAGAACUGCUGUCUCUGGGAAGUGUACAAACAGAGCUGCUGUGAGGCUACUGCUUCUCUGGGCUGACCCAAAAACCUCUUUUCCGUGCUUACCUGAUUCCAUUGUUGUGUUUUAAAAUCCUGUUGGCAGCAGUCAAUCUGGCAAUAAUGAAAGAAGUUUUAACUUUGAAGGUUCUUGGGAUGGGAGUGGAGGCUACAGAGCUGGUGGUUGCCCUGGUCAGUGGUCUUCACUGCCCUUUCUGGGUAGACAAAAUGCAUACAGUUUUAGAUCACAAAAAUGUAUAAUAUGCGAAUGUUGAAAAAAACAAACAAACAAAACAAAAAAACAACCCUCAAACAAACAAAACAAAAAAAAAAUUCAACUUGUGUAUCUAAAAGUUUGGGCAUAUUUUUGCACUGUUAGCAGUUAAGUAGAAACAUUGUACAGGUAGAAGCUUUUAGUGAAUAAUAUUUAUGUUAAUAAGUUUGCUGUCCAAAACACUUUGUUUGCUUGAAAUGGUUAAAUGGAGGAUAGAGUGAAAUUACCUUCUGCUUCUCUUCACAGGCUGAAGAACAAUGGCUUCCUUCAGCAACCUGACUAUUGGCAUUGCUGUUGCCAGUUUUACUGUAUUUCAACUCCUGUUCCAUGUUGUAAGUUCUCGGGUGUCGUCACGAAUAACCCCUGGUUUUAAGAAUCUCAGCCAAAAAAGGAAGAUUGAAUGGAAUUCAAGGACAGUGUCCACAUUCCACGCCUUGGUGGUUGGAGGGUUUUGCCUAUAUAUUUUAUUGUAUGAUGAUGCUGUUAAUGCUGACCCUCUCUGGGGUGAUCCUUCAAUUGUGAAGCUGAAUAUUGCUAUUACUACAGGCUACCUCAUUUCUGAUCUGUUGCUUAUUAUUUUCUACUGGAAGGCAAUUGGUGACAAAUUUUUUGUAAUACAUCACUUGGCAGCUCUGUAUGCUUACUAUUUUGUACUGAGCAAAGGUCUGCUGGCUUACUUUGGAAACUUCCGUCUCCUGGCAGAGUUCUCCACUCCUUUUGUCAAUCAGCGGUGGUUUUUUGAAGUACUGGGAUAUCCCAAAUCUUCAAAGGCCAACAUCAUCAAUGGUAUGCUGAUGACAGUUGUGUUCUUCGUGGUGAGGAUUGCCGUCAUGCCUGUAUAUUACAGCCAUGUAAUUUCUUCAUUUGGAACAGAAGGUUUCCAGAGAUUAGGAUUUGCAGCCCAGAGCGCCUGGAUUAUCUCAAGUGUUGUCUUGGAUAUUAUGAAUGUGAUGUGGAUGGUCAAAAUUGCAAAAGGAUGCUGCAAGGUUAUUUAUCUUAUUGGACGGGAGGAAGCGAAAACUCACAGAAAUGGAAAAUCUGCCUAG
Cinclus cinclus is the source of this 1401-nucleotide messenger RNA. RefSeq names its product TLC domain containing 4 (gene TLCD4). The coding region runs from base 613 to 1401 and encodes 262 amino acids. Gene Ontology annotation, cellular component: membrane; endoplasmic reticulum. Lineage: Eukaryota; Metazoa; Chordata; Aves; Passeriformes; Cinclidae. The transcript has 6 exons. Gene Ontology annotation, biological process: lipid homeostasis. The record is from RefSeq and is a predicted model, not a curated record.